AUGUCCUUCGGCCACCGCCAGAACACUGCUUCCCUCUUCAACGACGCCUCGCACGGCGCCACGGCUGGGUAUGACCUCAGCACGUAUGAGGCGUCCCCCGGCGAGACAUACGAAGCCACGGAUGUAUCCCCUACCCAGAGCUACCGCCCUUCGUUUGCACAGAGUACCGGUCGCGCCUACCCUUUAUACACUAGCCAGACGCGCUUAAAUGAGGAACCUCGAAAUUAUACAGGUCCCACUAAUACUACUCAGUAUAUUCAGUGGGUGUUCACUCUAUUACUCACCAUUAGCCCUCCUGACAGUAAAAUUGACUUGAAGGAGCUCCAACUCUAUCUCCCAUCGAUCAUCCCUGUUUCUGACAAAGCCUCAAGAAUCUCGCCGACAGGACUCACUCCUGAGCUAUCAAGCCUUGCUCUUCCCGAUGGGAGCUUGACGGCACCCUCGCCGACCAGCACGAUCUCCAGCUUGUCGCAGCAGAGUCCUUACAUUGGCACUACGUAUAAUACAAUUCACGGCGACUAUGACUAUCAGGAUUCGACCAACAGCCACGUUAUCCCUCACGGUCGCACUGGCAGGCAGCGGAGCCCGACAUCUCCCUACAGCCCCAUCCCUCCGACCCUUUCUCAUCACCGUGAGCGCGACAUGUACCCUCGCUUUUUCAGACAAGCGCCCCCGCUGUCCUCGCCGCUGCUCAGUGCCUGCGAGCACCCCAACUCCGUACCCUGUCGCUGGGGAAAUUGCUACGUCUUACUAGACGACCUCUCCGUCGGGGGGAUAAAGCGUCACUUUGCGCAAUACCACAAAGACGAAGCCGUUCCCGAACACAAAGGCCAUCGCGGACGGUGUCAAUGGGUCGACGGCACCGUCUGCAACAGCGAGCUCGACCGCGCUGGACUCGCGAAGCAUGUCGCCGCGAAACAUCUCAGAAGCCUGGCGCGCGUCUGUCCCUACUGCAAUACUGUCAUCGGCCGUCUCGACUCUCUCCGUCGUCACAUGCAAGAUCACUCGCUACCAUCGUUGGCUAUGGCAGCACCGGCGAGUACUGCAAGGGCUCUUAUUGACAAGCUCUCUCAUCCCCUUCUUCCUCCCCUUUACCUCCGUUUCCGUGCAUCUUGUCUUUAUGUUCUGCUGCUCUUCGUCUGCUAUUUCCAUGCACAGUAUGAUCGCUCUAAGCUCGACGUUUCCGAGGACUUCCUGGCGGAGUCAAAGCCCGGCCACUUAUAUCCGUACACUUAG
Molecule: messenger RNA, 1236 nt
Organism: Fibroporia radiculosa
Lineage: Eukaryota; Fungi; Basidiomycota; Agaricomycetes; Polyporales; Fibroporiaceae
Exons: 6
Coding region: 1-1236 (411 amino acids)
Source: RefSeq, a predicted model, not a curated record